This is a messenger RNA of Carica papaya (papaya), 947 nucleotides long. RefSeq lists its product as uncharacterized. NCBI's taxonomy places the organism in Eukaryota, Viridiplantae, Streptophyta, Magnoliopsida, Brassicales, Caricaceae. The record is from RefSeq and is a predicted model, not a curated record.
AUCCUUUGGAUCCUCCAUUUUCGUCUUCUUCCACCUUAUCUUUUCUGGGUGUACCAGAAAAUCUAAUUCAUCAUUGAACCCGAAGCUGAAUCUGAAUCUGAAACAGAGACAUGUCAGGUGUAACUCUGGCUAUGGCUCCACGCACCGAGCCCGGCACAGCGGAGCAACCCCUCACGCAGCGCUCACAACAAACCCCAAAUGGGGGAGUAAUGGGAUCUCUCCGUCUCAUAGAACUCCAACUCGUAGCUUUCAUAAUCGUUUUCUCAGCAAGCGGUCUCGUCUCGCUUCUCGAUUUACUUUUCCCUGCGUUUGCAACCGCCUACUUUUUAACCCUCUCGCGCUUCGUCUUCCCUUCCCGACGACCCUCAGCCCACCGCGAGAUUCUGCAAGGUUCCAAACUGUUUCGAUUUUACGUGAUCUUGGGCACCUCAAUCGGCUUGUUCUUGCCGCUUGCAUACGUGCUGGGUGGUUUUGCGAGAGGCGAUGAUCACGCAGUCCGAUCAGCAACACCCCAUUUGUUCUUACUCUCUUUCCAGAUUCUAACAGAGAAUGUUAUAAGCGGGUUGUCCCUGUUCUCGCAGCCGGUGAGAGCCUUAGUGCCUCUUCUUUACACUGUUAGAAGGGUGUUCGUGAUUAUUGAUUGGAUCCGAGAUGUGUGGGUUAACAAAGCGUUGCCCGCAAAUGCAUCCAUUCAGGACACUGCGUGGUUUUGGUUUGGGAGGAGUCUGGCGGUUGCAAACAUUGUGUAUUUCUCCAUCAAUCUAUUAUGCUUCUUGAUUCCUCGAUUUCUUCCUCGAGCUUUCGAGAGGUAUUUCAUGGAAAACAAUGAAGUUGACUCCAAGAUGGCGGAGGAUAGACGUGGUGCCAAGCCUCAGGAAUCAGAUAAGAAAGCUGAUUGAUUUUGUUUCCCGCCCGCUCUGUAACUUUUUCUUUAUUGUUUUUCUGGG